Molecule: messenger RNA, 3677 nt
Organism: Ylistrum balloti
Lineage: Eukaryota; Metazoa; Mollusca; Bivalvia; Pectinida; Pectinidae
Product: post-GPI attachment to proteins factor 4-like
Exons: 1
Coding region: 33-1352 (439 amino acids)
Biological process (GO): GPI anchor biosynthetic process
Cellular component (GO): Golgi membrane
Molecular function (GO): glycosyltransferase activity
Source: RefSeq, a predicted model, not a curated record
AAUGAUGUUACAAGUACCAAAAUGCUGUUUAAAUGCUAUUCUUGAAAAUUACUGUGUUGAUUGGUACAGAGGAUUGGUACAGUCUGCAGACACUCAAUGCAUCUGGAGUCAUAGCUGAAAUAAUGGCAAACUUAAUUUUUCAUCACUGUUUGCGAUUACUCAUACUCUAUCUGAUAACUUUUACUUUCAUCAUUCCUAUUCUUUGCUAUUACUUACCUUAUUCUAAACUGUUCAAGGUCUUCCAUUCAGAAAAGAAAAUGUUAAGUGAUGCCAAGGAAUUGAACAACCAACGACUUGCAAAUGCCAUGGCUUACUUUAACAGCAUUGAUAAAACAGAGUCAAUGCAAUAUUACAACCAGUAUGACCACGAAAGACUUGAUUUGCUUGUCGUUAUUGUGACUGUCCAGAGAAAGUCAUCAGAUGUACAAAAGUUAGGCUACUUCCUACAAGCAACAGCAGCAAUGGACAAAGUGCUGAAACACAACCUCAGUUUUAAGAAAAAGAAACUUGUGAUAUGUAAUGUUGAUGCCAAUCCAUUAAACUAUACUGAUGUAACAUGGUUAUCAAACUAUGUUCCAACGAUACAAAGAUUCGGUACAAAGGGAAGGGACAUGACGGAGAGAAUCUCUCCACUGAGAGCAACACUGUACCACAAACGUUCGUAUAGUAACAGAUAUGAGAAAGAGACUGUGGAUUACAUGUUCUGUUUGGAGAGUGCUCACCUCAUGAACGCCAGCUAUAUUUUGAUGGUGGAAGAUGACGCCAUUCCACACAAAGAAGUUUUGAAUAACGUUAAACACGUAAUGGACACUAAACUCCAACAUUACAAACGAGAGUUUGGGCAUAUCAAACUGUACUACCCCAUGAAGUGGCAAGGAUUCGCUUUUGAGGAGACAAGGAUAAUGGAAUUGCUGAGUGUAGGAUUCAUCGGAGCUGGUAUUUUUGUGCUUGUUUUUAAUUGGAAUGUUAGUAGUAAAAUGUAUUCGUUACAGAUGUUAUAUUUUUUAGCAGGUUCUGUUUACUUCAUACUGGUGGCGGAACUUUUAGAUAGACAAAAUAUAAUGGAACUUAGACGAUUCUCAGCUUCGUUGUAUUCUUUUAGGAAGUCUCCAGGAUGCUGUACACAGGCUAUGUUGUAUAGUGAACACAUCAUACCUGCCUUACUGAACUAUCUACAAGACACUGCCAGGCCAGGCAUGGAUCAUACGGAUAUAGCUAUCUAUAAGUUCACUUUAGAGAACAACAUUUCAUCUUACCAGAUUGAACCCAAUCUGUUCUACCAUGUUGGUCUGUACACAUCACUUGUAGAGGGCAGAUACAAGGAUCCAGAAGGGUUCCUAUUCCAUGUUUAGAAUGCACUGGAUACCUAGCAGUGUUAUCUUUAUACUUAAACCACACAGAAUUUAACACACAGAACCACCUCUAAAUGUUAGUAUGUUGUCUCCAUUUAUUGAUGGCUUAUCAAAUGGUUGUACAUUGUACACCAUGUAUUCCUUGUAUAUGUAAUAUCAUUGUUAUUGCAGGUGCUCUCUUUAUUUAACAGUAUUAAAUUGUUAUAGUUUUUUCUGGCGAAGUAUUGGAUGGAUCUUUCUCAAAUUCCAUACAUAGGUUCGUCUUGCUCGCUAGUUGAACAUUAUUUGAUUUUGACACUGAUGUAAGAAAAUGAUAUGGCCAACAGGCAGCCAUCUUCGAUACUGACCGGAAUUGUUUGUUAUCCCUACUUUUUUGAGAAAUGUCCUUUAGACCAAAUCUCAUUGACAGGUUCACCUUAGUCCCUAGUUGUGCAUAGUUCAUUUUAGAACUAAUCAGAAAAACAAGAUGGCUGACAGUCCGGGAUUUGGGAUUUUGUCAAUGAAAGAUUUUUACCAUGUUUUCUCGAGAGAUACUAGAUUUAUCUUCUUUUUUUUCAAGUUUCAUGUGGAAGUUUCCAUUGGUCCAUAUUUGUGCCCCCUUGAUUUUUGGACCAUCAAAAAGAAAUGUCUGACAGACAGCUAUCUUAGAUAUUUUUACAAAGACAGGUUGGUUAUUGUAUUUUCUUGUGAUGUAAUGAAUGCCCCAUUUUCUAAUUUUAUAUAAAUGUUCCCAUUGGCCUCUUUGUGCCUUUUCUUUUGGUAAUUAUCAGAAAAAACAAUUUGGCCAACAGGUGACUAUCUUUGAUUAAGAUUAAGAUCAAGAACAGAGGAAACUAUAGAAGAGGAAGUGAAACAUCCAGCUUUUAUUUAACGAAUAAAGACCAAACAAUGAUGAAUGGAAAUAUCCAGUUGGGAUUUUUUAAGCACAUGUGCUGCUUUUCUUUCAUACUUCAAGUGUUAUGAUCAUUUCUGUAAAUCAGUCUAAAGGUGUAUAUUUCAGUUUUUUGACAGAUAAUCUUACAAUCUUGAUCAAAUAUGAAAUGAUUUACAAGUGCCAUAAAAUAAGAUACUAGUCUUUUUAGAUAUAUAUAUGUAUUGCUUUUUGAUACCCCACUGUCUUAAAUUGGUCAUGUUUUUACCUUUGUUUACACCAAACAUUGAAUCCUGAUAUCAUUUGGUACUGAUUUAUGGCCAAAACAAAUGAUAAUAUUAGUUAAGGAAAUGUCUAUCUUUCUUCAUGCAGGAACAGGAUAUUUGAAUGUGUUUCAACUAUUAGUUCUCACGAAGUAGUUCAGAAAUCAUCAAGAAACUAACGCUUUCAGUCGGCCCUUUUUCAAUCCAACUAAGAUAGUCAGUUAUUAAUUCCAGGGCUCUCGAUCUGCCAGAUUUGGGGCCAAUAUUUGGCCCCAUUCCCAAUGCAAAAUAGUAUCUUUUUUUCCCAAUUUAGACCCCAAGAUUUCCCAAUUCUAAGGAAAGCACCAUUAUUUUUCCCAAUUCUAAGGGCCCCGGGCCCCAGUCCCAAAAUGGGGUGUGAGAGCCCUGAAUUCUCUCGAAAACAUUAAAGAAUAACAAGAACUUUUUAGAAACAUGACUGUAUUGGCUAUAUACAUGUAAUGUAGUUGUAGUUGGGUACAGACUGGUAAAGAAACAGGGUAAAACAAUUAUGAAAGCGCAUUUAUUUAUCCAUAAAAGUUGUCUCGGGAGACAUUCUAAAAUAUUUUGUGUAGAACAUUUUUCUAGCUUAAUUACAAUGUUAAAUGAUAAAUGAAGUAUUUUCAAAUGGGUAAUAUUUCAACUUGAAAAGAAAGAUAUUAUGAAUAGACAUGUUGUAAAAACGUAAUGGAUCCAUCAGGCAUUGUUGUAUUGAGUCAGUUUGUUGCCAGUAUUUAUACAUUGACCGAAUUGUGUUGUUAAUAAUAAGUUUUACAUAUUGCUAUGUUUUAUAUGGGUUGAUUUUUAUGAAACCAAAACUUAAUGACUGACUUGGAAAUUGCUUUCAACCCUGACAUGGCUCUUAAGUUUUUCACUUGUAGUGGUCACAAUUCGCUUAUUUUCAAGUCGGUCAUUAAAUUUUGCUUUCAUUAAUGUUUUCCAUUUCAAGCCAAUAUAUAUCUUUUUUUCUACAUAUACCUAUAUAUAGAUUGUAUAUAUACUUAUAUAUCGCAAAUGAAAGCAUUAAGAUUGCUAUUCUGUUGUACAGGUGGCAUUUUAAUCUAUUUUACACCUUUUAGUAAUCAUAAAGAAAUCGUUACGGCUUUUUUGUUUAUAUUGCCUGUAACCAUGGAUAUCAAUUAUAUUCUUUAUUAGCCAGAUUCUUGUGGUUGU